AUGAGUUUAUUCAACUCAGCUCUUGGAAGAAAUAUCACCUUUGUUCGUCCUGCUUAUUUCAUAAUAAGUGGAUUCAUCGGCUUACCGUAUAUGAAGUAUUACUAUGUGUUUCUUCUUUUUGUCUACAUUGUUUCAGUUCUUGGAAACACGGCUGUUAUGGCUGUAAUAUAUCUGGAUUAUAGCUUAAGAACUCCAAAGUAUGUUGCUGUUUUCAACCUGGCCCUUGUGGAUUUGUUGGAGAGCACUGCUCUGGUGCCCAAAGUGCUUGACAUCUUUUUAUUYGAUCACUUCAAUAUUCUGUACAAUGAUUGUUUGACAUUCCUGUUUUUCUGCUAUGCUUGUCUUUCAAUGCAGGCUCUUAAUCUGGUUGUUCUCUGUUAUGAUCGGCUGGUAGCCAUCAUGUUUCCUCUUCACUAUCAAGUGAAGGUUAAUAAUGGAUCAAUGAUUUAUUUGAUUGCAUUUUCUUGGAUUUUUACAAUAAUUACCACCUUAGUUACAGUUUGUUUACUCACCCGACUUUCCUUCUGUGAGUCUGUAGUUAUUAACAGCUAUUUCUGUGACCAUGGUCAGAUAUUCAAACUUUCAUGUAAUGAUAACUAUCCCAGUUUUGUCAUUUCUUAUGUGAUGCCAUUUAUUUUUGUGUGGAUUCCUUUUGUAGUAAUCUUGUCCAGUUAUAUUUGUAUUGGCUAUGCUUUAUCUAAAUUAGCUUCAUUUCAAGAGAGAGCAAAAGCCUUUAAAACAUGCACAGCUCAUCUGUCUUUAGUGAUAAUAUAUUUUAUUCCAAUUUUAAUCACUUUUACCAUGAGUGCAAAAAUACACCCAAAUGCCAGAAUUAUAAAUUUAUCUUUGGCCUCAGUUCUUCCUCYCAUGUUGAACCCAAUAAUUUAUGUUUUACAGACACAAGAAAUCAAAUUUUCAAUGAAGAAAAUAUUAAAAAGGAGGCAAGUGAGACUUGCGCUCCCUGGUGAAGCUUAG
This is a messenger RNA of Austrofundulus limnaeus, 975 nucleotides long. RefSeq names its product olfactory receptor 1-like. Gene Ontology annotation, molecular function: olfactory receptor activity; G protein-coupled receptor activity; odorant binding. Bases 1 to 975 code for a protein of 324 amino acids. Gene Ontology annotation, biological process: G protein-coupled receptor signaling pathway; detection of chemical stimulus involved in sensory perception of smell. The transcript has 2 exons. The record is from RefSeq and is a predicted model, not a curated record. Lineage: Eukaryota; Metazoa; Chordata; Actinopteri; Cyprinodontiformes; Rivulidae. Gene Ontology annotation, cellular component: membrane.